Molecule: messenger RNA, 1611 nt
Organism: Tripterygium wilfordii
Lineage: Eukaryota; Viridiplantae; Streptophyta; Magnoliopsida; Celastrales; Celastraceae
Product: omega-3 fatty acid desaturase, endoplasmic reticulum
Exons: 9
Coding region: 277-1443 (388 amino acids)
Biological process (GO): lipid metabolic process
Molecular function (GO): oxidoreductase activity, acting on paired donors, with oxidation of a pair of donors resulting in the reduction of molecular oxygen to two molecules of water
Source: RefSeq, a predicted model, not a curated record
AUCCUUACCACACGCCGUUGCUAUACAAUACACGCUCAUUGUUAUCUUCAGAGUUUUUCUCUGUAAGAAAAUUAUCUCCGCAGGUUCGUCGGCAGUUCCAGUUCCAGUUCCGGUUCGUUUCAAUUUCUGCUGCAAUCACUCCAGCGUGGAAAGGGGAGGGACUUGCAAGUGUUGUGUUUGUGAAAAUGCGUCACUGACUUGACUCCCUCUAUAAAAAACCCAACUGAAGGGCACAAAACGUGCAGCCUUCUUUGAGAGAGGAUUUCGUUCAGAACAAUGGAGUCUGUGGAGCAGAAAAAAGACUCCAUUAAUGGUGGUGUGAAUGGGCAUUACAAGCUCAAAAGCUUCGAAGAUGAAGACUUUGACCCAGCUGCACCUCCACCAUUCAAGAUAGCUGAGAUCCGAGCUGCCAUUCCUCAACACUGCUGGGUCAGGAACCCAUGGAGGUCUAUGAGUUAUGUUUUCAGGGAUGUUCUUGUGGUCUUUGCAUUGAUGGCUGCCGCAGUUCACUUCAACAGUUGGUACUUUUGGCCAAUCUACUGGAUUUCGCAGGGCACAAUGUUCUGGGCCAUUUUUGUCCUCGGACAUGAUUGUGGCCAUGGAAGCUUUUCAGAAAGUACCAAGCUGAAUAAUGUGGUGGGGCAUAUCUUGCAUUCUGCAAUCUUGGUGCCUUAUCAUGGCUGGAGAAUUAGCCACAGAACUCACCAUCAAAACCAUGGAAAUGUUGAAAAGGAUGAGUCCUGGGUUCCAAUGACUGAAUCUCUGUACAAGAGUCUAACAUUGAGAACCAAAAUUCUAAGGUUCACUGUGCCUUUCCCUGUUUUAGCCUUCCCAAUGUACUUGUUGUACCGAAGUCCAGGAAAGGAAGGUUCACACUUCAACCCCAAAAGCAGCUUAUUUGCACCCAAUGAGAGGGCAGCUGUGCUCACUUCUACCGUUUGUUGGACCAUAAUGGCUACUCUGCUCUGCUAUUUAUGCUUUGUUUUUGGUCCUGUUCGAAUGCUGAUGCUCUAUGGUAUUCCAAAUUUGGUUUUUGUUAUAUGGUUGGAUGCUGUUACAUACUUGCAUCACCAUGGCCAUGAUGAACAGAAGCUCCCUUGGUACCGCGGCAAGGAAUGGAGUUAUCUGCGAGGAGGCCUGACGACAGUUGAUAGAGAUUAUGGACUGUUCAACAACAUUCACCAUGACAUUGGAACUCAUGUCAUUCACCAUCUCUUCCCUCAAAUCCCUCACUAUCACAUUGUGGAAGCUACAAAGGCAGCUAAGCCAGUGCUUGGAAAGUACUACAGAGAGCCAAAGAAAUCAGGGCCUUUUCCAUUUCACUUGGUUGAUAAUCUGGUGAGGAGCUUAGAUCAAGACCACUACGUGAGCGACAGUGGAGACGUCGUGUUCUAUCAAACAGACCCCGAUUUCGUCAAACUCAUUAACAACAAGUCUCUCUAGUUUUUUGUUGUAAUUCAAGUUUUUAUUAGCACUCCAAAACUGGAAUCUUCUGGCCAGUAAUAAUGUCGUUAGACAUCCUUUUGAAGUAUGUAGAUCCUUUCUUUCUUUUAAUAAUAAUAAUAAUAAAAAUCAGAUUACCAAAACUUCCUGCUCCGAAGCUUGCUACCA